Messenger RNA from Plasmodium malariae, 873 nucleotides. Its product is annotated as Plasmodium exported protein, unknown function. Lineage: Eukaryota; Apicomplexa; Aconoidasida; Haemosporida; Plasmodiidae. Bases 1 to 873 code for a protein of 290 amino acids. The transcript is spliced from 2 exons. The record is from RefSeq and is a predicted model, not a curated record.
AUGAUGGAGAAAAUAAAUAAAUUUCCCCAUUUCAUUAAAAUUUUUUCAUUUUCCCUUUUAAUAUGGAUGUGCCUGUAUUCCUAUGAGAAAAAUACCUUUGACAAAUUAUUUAUUAAGAAAAUAUACCGAAGUAAUAUAUCACACAAAAAAGUAAUCAGAAUUUUACUCGGAUCUGCAGUUCUAACCUCCCCGAAUUUAAAAUUAUCUUUGAAAGAUACAGAUAAAUACACAGAUCAUAAACAACCUAAUUCAUUAAAAAGUCAUAACCAAUAUGGAAAAGAACAUAAGAAAUUAAAGGAAGGGUCUUAUCAAAAUAGAAAAAAUUUAUCAGCAGAAAAAAAUAAUCAAUCAUUUUUAUGUAAAUAUAUAAAACAAUUAGAUGAAGACUAUGAAAAAGAAGUACGAAGACUACCAUUUAUUAAAAAAAAACUGCAAACAACAUUAGGAGGUACAUCUAAUUCAGUAAUGAAAUCUAUGCUUAUUGCUAUGAUUCCGUUUUUAGCAAGAUAUAUGAUCACAUUUAACCCCUUACCUUUAUUUAUAAAACUAGCUUAUAUUGUGAUGCCACCAUUAUUUUUUUUUCAUUUGAUUGUUUCUUCGUACUCCAUAUCGAAAAAAAUCGAUAAAAUAAACAGUGAAGAUUUAAAAACAGGGUCAAAUUUAAGCACAAACGCAAGGAAAAAUUCAGAGACAAACACAAAACCAAAUUCAGGACCAAACGCAACAACAAAUUUAGGGAAAAAUAAAAAUCCAAAUUUAGGAAAAAAUAGAAAACCUAAUUUAGGAACAAAUAGAAAACCAAAUUUAGGGACAAAUAGAAAUCCAAAUUUAGGAACAAACGCAAGGAAAAAUUUAGAACAAAACAAAAAGUAA